UUAAAAUUUCAAGGUUGACGUCAAAUUUUUUAGGAGCAUACUCUAACAAGUGCAAUGUUGCGAGCGGUUACAAUGAAAUAUUUAAGCUUAUUCAUUCUCGUAUUUCAAAAUCUACUUUAUAUUCUGUGUAUGCGUCAUGCAAGAUCACGAACAACCGAAAUGUUCAACUCUUCAUCUAUGGUAAUAAUGAGCGAAUGUUUGAAAUUCUUAACAUGUGUAUCAGUUCUAAGUAUUACUGGAAACUUAAAAAAUUGUUUAAAACUCAUACAACACAAUCCACUAGAUGUUUUAAUGACUUUUAUACCUGCCAUAAUAUAUGUCAUUCAAAAUCGUCUUCUUAUAACAGCUUUGAGUAAUUUAGAUGCAGUCACAUUUCAGGUGGCUUAUCAGUUGAAAUUGUUUACUACAGCAUUAUUCAGUAUGCUUAUUCUUCGGAAACCGGUUAGUAAAAUGCAAUGGUUUGCUUUGGUUUUAUUGUUUAUUGGAGUUGCAACAGUUGAAAGUCCUGUUAAUUCUAAUAAAACUAAUCACCCACCUAUAGCAUAUAAUCCUCCAUUAGGAUUAUUCUGUGCUGUAUGGGCAUCCAUAUUGUCUGGUUUGGCAUGUGUAUUUUUUGAAAUGCUUCUAAAAAAUACCAACAAAUCUAUAUGGCAUCGUAAUAUUGAAUUAGCUUUUGCAUCAAUUAUCAUUGGUAUACCUGUACAACUAUUGACCGAUUGGACUGAUAUUACACAAAAUGGCUAUCUUCAUGGUUUUGAUUGGUUUGUUUGGAUAGUGGUAUUUCUACAUGCAUUCGGUGGUUUAUUAGUAGCUUUAGUAGUUAAAUAUGCUAACAAUAUUCUUAAAGCAUUCGCCUGUUGCGUGUCAAUUAUUUUAUCAUGUGCAUUCUCUGUUGUAUUCCUUGGGAUGCAUUUGAGUAAUAGUUUCAUUUUUGGCACAAUAACUGUUAUCGUAUCGUCUAUCCUGUAUUCUAGUUAUCCCCCGAAAACAAAUGCUCGAUAGAAAUUCGUAUUAUUGCUUUUCAUUAAUUUAAAACAAUGUUACAAUAAUUUUAGUCUUUUUGUUUGACUCGACAUUUAACCUCCCAAUAUUUUGUUUACAUUUUUCAAACUACUUUUAAGUAGUAUUAAUAAGUAUGAAAUUUCAAAGAGAACUAAUCUCCAUGUUUGUUCAUUCUUUAAAAUAUUUUGUAAUUAUUUCUUUUCAGGAAAUUUCAAGUUGAGCUUUCAUUAACAACUAUGCUUAAUUAUCUUCAUAGUGGAUUUUUAUAUUUUUCGUAUAUAUAGUUUCAUCCGAUUAAUUAUACAAUAACGAUUUGAAAUAUUUUUUUGAAAUAAACUUAUUAUAUAUACUAUCCUAAAA
Molecule: messenger RNA, 1362 nt
Organism: Schistosoma spindalis
Lineage: Eukaryota; Metazoa; Platyhelminthes; Trematoda; Strigeidida; Schistosomatidae
Source: the annotation of a GenBank genome assembly